Fraxinus pennsylvanica is the source of this 480-nucleotide messenger RNA. Lineage: Eukaryota; Viridiplantae; Streptophyta; Magnoliopsida; Lamiales; Oleaceae. The record is from the annotation of a GenBank genome assembly.
AUGGUAAAGCGGGAUGUGAUUAGUUGGACAACCGUGAUCACAGCUUGUUCACAGCAUAGGCAAGGAAGGGAAGCUUUUCUGAUGCUUUCUCAAAUGUUGGCAGAUGGACUUGAGCCUAAUGAGUUUACUGUUUGUAGUAUUUUGAAUGCUUGUGGGGAAGAGAAGGAACUGAAACNUUCUGAUUCUUUCUCAAAUCUGUUGGAAAACGGAAGUGCUGUUACAAAAGAAUAUAGGCACUUCUCACAGGCAUCUUUUCCGACAUAUGGAAGUGCAGGGACUAGUUAUCCUCAUUCUGCAACAUCUCUCAGACAGCAACCUCAUGAUUCACAAAUGAGGCAAGGUGCAGCUCAUCCGAGCAUGAAUUCUAACCAGUUGGGACCUNGACGCACGAAGGAAAAUCAAGAAGCUGAAAAACGUGGUUAUUCAGUUGCCAGUAGCACCCCUGGUAUGUUGGUUUAUCAUUGCUUAAGUACCAAGUAG